Molecule: messenger RNA, 7017 nt
Organism: Linum trigynum
Lineage: Eukaryota; Viridiplantae; Streptophyta; Magnoliopsida; Malpighiales; Linaceae
Source: the annotation of a GenBank genome assembly
UUUUUCUAGAACCUCCGAUUCUAAGCGAUGUUCCGAGUACACAUGUAUUCUUCAUAACACAUGACAUGUAUUCUUAGUAUCCGUAGUUCCUUUAAUGUAUAGUCCAUGCAUUAUAUAUUUGCCAAACAAAGCAUUUUUAAAUCCCCACACAUUCUUAGCAUACACGUAAUUUUAAUGCACACAUUAUUGUAACACACCAUUUCCGGAAUCAAAGGUUCCAAACAACCCCUGAUUUCAUAAUUAUUAGAUACGGAUAAUUUUAUUAAUAAUUUAAUAUAAUAUACAUAUUCAACUACAGUAAAUUGUGAAGCACGAAUCUAACAAAGACAUAAAUCAUCGACACAAACACCACAUCCAAAAUCCCAUCAUUUUUUCCUACCAAUAAUGGCCAAUUAUAUCUAUCUACAAGCUGCUUGAUCCUCAAAAUCUUUAUCAUCAUGAGAACACGCAUGCUCUUUUUUUCUAAUCAUUUUUCCCCUUCUUUUUAAUGACGUCAUAUUACCUUCUUCCAUUGGUGUCAAAUUUUGCAGGAAGCAUUAUGCUGUCGAGAGACGAACCGUCCAUCUGUCCAGCUCCCAUUUGAUGGAAAGCCGACGGUGGGCCCCGCAGGCUAAAAGAGCAAAAAAGAGAAAAUGCACAUGUGGGUACUAAAACGAAACUAAACCCAUUAAUGGUGGGCCCUUAUCAUUAAAUGGGCCCCCGGUGUCCCAAAACCCGUGGGCGCGGCCGCAUGGAUAACAUUAAAGUAUUCAUUAAUAAAACCAUGGAUAUUCUGCAAUAAUUAACUAAAUCUAAAUAAUCUAACAUUAAAAAAAAAUAUUUUAAAAAUACAAGAAGAAGAGAGGAAAUUAGGUAUCCACAUAUCAUCCUUAAGCAAUUUGAAGGCAGUGCUUUCAGGUCAACUUCCUUAUCCUCUUGUUCUACUAGACUACUACUUCUUCUAGGGUUAUUUUGUUCUCUUUCCCCUCUAGGAGGUCUUGAAUCUUGAUAGAUAUACAGAAGAAGUGAACAUCACUCAAUGAAUUAGAUUCCUAUAUAUCUAGUGAGAGUUCUAAACGAUCUUAAAUCGAUACAGGGAUCGCAACUAACUGGAGGGUGCUUAUCCAGAAAGAUUUGGUUGUUGUUAUGCUCCCAGCUAAUCCAGCAUGUUGCCAUCCACCCCCUGUACCAAGCGUCUUGAUCAUACCAGCAAUAUCACCGUAGUCGGGCUAACUCAUAUUUUCCAGAGAGAGUAUUAAUGUUUGCGGUUGAUAACCCGACCCACCAAAUUCAAAGAUGUGAUGACGUUAUUGACAACCGUAUUGAACUAAUGAUAAGCUGUUACUUGUUCAUUGACUUAUUUGUUUAAAUUAUGGCAACAAUUUGGUCUGUGUAUUAAAUUAUGGAUAAAACCUAAAUCAAUUUCUUUUGACCUUAUCGCACACAAAGGGUCAAAACGGAGGCAUAUUUUGGAAUGAUGAUGUCUAUUUGGAUCAUAUUUUGUGCUGUUUGUUUUACCAUUUGUGGAAAUCCAAUUAGGGAUAAGUUUUAUAGCCAGCUAGGUUAUGUUUGUCGAUAGUAAUCUCUCUGUUUAUCUUUUGGGUUUGGCCCUAACAUUAAUUAUUAACAUACAACUGUCUAAAAUGAUUCUUCUAACUCUUCAACCGGCCGGCAGCUUCCACAAAAGAAAGAGUAGUAGAUCCCACUUUUGUUCUUUAUUCAAAAUAAAGUUUUAAUUAAUUGAUUAAGUGGCCACACAAGUCAAAUGUCUCUUGCUUUUGUCCAUUACCAAAUUUGUGAUUUACUAAGUGGAAUUUAUCUUAAUUGGAAAAAGUACUUAUACUUCAAAAAAAGUUAUCUUUUCUAGAAAUAAAAAUAAAAUUGAAACUAUUUAUGUAAAAAAGAAACAAAUUCAAUUUCCUCCAAUAUCUUAACUAUUUUUGGCCCUUCCAACUCUGAAGAGAAUAAUAUGCAUUCUUCAAAUGAAAAUAACAAAUUUCGAACAGUUAGAAAUUUAAAGAGUGCUAAUUCGUCGCCGGUCAUCAUAAACCAAUAAACCGUAUAUGAUCAUAUAGAUAAUAGAAAGAACAAAAGAGCACUUCGUUUCGAUUAUUCUUAUCUUUUUUCAGUACAUGAUCGAUUAUUAUGUUGCGACAAAGUAAUUAGACUUUCAAGGAGACAGAUUUUGAUCUCAAGAACUUCAUAAUUUAUUUGAUGCCCCAUCAAAAGAGUACCAGCAUGCAAUACUUGUGUUACAGUCGCUUGCAACCAUUUGGACGUCGCAUGAUAUUUGCCUUACACGAUUUUUCAGUUCCCAUUCACAAACACGUUCUUAGUAAAGUCGUUAGUGUAUCAAGGGAAACACAUGUUCGUAUCCGCUAGAUCAAUAGUUUUGCGGCAUUUAGAAGCUAGCGAUUGUAUUGCCAACUUAUAAUGAUCGAAACCACUACAAUGUGAGAGUAAUGAGAAGAUAUCAUAAUGCAAGUUUUGCGCUAAAGCCGCCUAUGCUGCUUGCAGCCAUUUUGGACGUCUUCUAUCGCAUAUUAUUUGUUGUUAUGCUACUAAGGGAAACACUUUUUCAUCUCCACCAAAUAAAUAGCUUUGCGGCAUCUGCAAGUCGGCGAGUGUAAUGCAAAACAUACUAAUCGAAAUCACUACAAUGUGAGAGUAACGAGAAGAAGAUUACAAAACAAAAACAGAACUGCUUUGAUUGGCGAUUGCCAUGCUCUUUAUUUGCCUGACACGAUCUUUCAGUCCCCAUCGCAAGCCCGUUCUUUAGAUCUAGAGAUAGCAGAAGUAUUCAAAUUUAUUGUAGAAUGCAGGCCACAAUCCAUGUAUCAUAAAGUCGUUAGGGUACCAAUGAAAACACAUAUUCGUCUCUGUCAGAUAAAUAGCUUUGCGGCAUAUGGAAGUCGACGACUAUAAUGCCAACACAUAAUAAUCGAAACCAUGAGAAUAAUGAGAAGAAAGAUAAAAAAGCAAAAAUAGAACUGCUUUGAUUGUCAUGCUCUUUGUUUGUUACUCUUUUUCCGAGAAGGAAUGAAUACUCGAUAUUUCAUUGCACUUCCACUACUCUCUCUUAUAUACAAGUACAACAGCUUGUGCAGGCAACAUUCUAACAACCUAAUUUGCAAGUAAAAUAACAUAUUUACAAGCAAAGAAUUUUUCUACCUGUUAAUCCGAGUCACAAAGACUAUAUAUAUUAAUAUGCUUUGAACUUUUAGUGUGGUAAACAAUUAUUUUGACGAUUUUGUUGAGAUUCUUUCAUUGCAAAUAUGUAUUCAGUUUUCUUUUAAUGGGAAAUAUGUAUCAAUGUGGGUAAUAAUGAUAAUAUGGAAUUCGUAAUCUCGUUGUGAAUUUGUGAUUAAUGUUAAAUGAUAUUGAUUGUAGAAAUACACAGAUUCACCCUAAACUUAAGAAUUCUUUUACAUUUAAUUGAUACAUCAAAUUACGUAUUAAGGAUGCUUUAGAAACAAAAUUGAGCUAAAAUGUUAAAUUGAAGAGUUACAACUUACAAGUAGGUAGCCUGACUAGUUGAAGGGUUGAUUGUUUUAUUUAUCAGUAGGGGUCAUGGUUCCGAACCGGACAUAAAAUUAUCGGUCCAUAUAAUGUGGUAAUCUUUGGUCCUAUGUAAAAUUAUAUCCCGUGAUAUAAAUGUGUAUCAUAGUGAUGUUAAUAUAGUAGAGUCUAGAAAUAUAUUAAUGAUCAUUUAACACUUUUCAUCGUCUACCACUUGUUAGCACCCUAUAUCAGGAUGGUAUAUUUGGUUUUGAAACUUUUAUACCCAAAAAUUUAUAAUGCAAUAGAUCAGGAUGAACUCGUUGCUUCUAGUUAAAAUUUCAAAAUUCGAGUUAAAAACGAAGGUGGUACUAGGGUGGUAUGAAGAAAAAAAAUCCAAAAUAUAUUGAAAAUCAAUAUAAUUUUGUAGAUCACAACGAACUCGUUCCACCUGUGAAAAAAUUGAAAUAUGAUUAAAAGAAGUUAUAAGCCUUUUUGAAUAGUCUAAUCACAGUAUAGUGUUGAACAAGUAGGGGGUAACAAUUGAGUUUUAUGGUGACAAACUAAAUGGAGUAGGUAAUAGUGAUUCUACUGUUGUUAAAAAAUAUGCUAGACACGCUCAAUUGGAUGAACUUUUUCAAUUAGAUCUGCUACUUUGAAAUCAGACGAAGUUUCUUGCAGAGUGGAACCAUCCAGUAUCCUAUACAUGAUAGAUCUUUCAAAGAACAUGAGGGUUUUUUUCCUUCGAAUAAGCCAAUUCAUUUGGGAUCCUGUAGAUCCACUCUUUUUUUCUUAUUCAAAGAUCAACCUUUUGUCUCUGUGUCUUCACAUCGAGAAUUCUUUACAGAUGAAAAGAUGUCUUCUUACAUCACAAACAAACCCUCCUAUGAACAAUGGUUCCAAUUUUAAAAAAAAUAGAAAGAAAAAAAAAUCUUUCAAUUUCACCUCUUUGGAUAUAAAUCUAUUUAAAAUCAAUGACCAACAAUUACAUUUAUUUUAUUAAUGGUUUUUUUUUACCUGAAUUAGGAAAAAGAGCAUAUGAGAAAUUAAAGAAAGUAAAUGUCAUUACUUUAGGAGCCAAAGGAUAACGACCGUUUUCUCCCUCUCUUCUUUCGCCCCCUUUUUUCUUUUUCUUUUGCAGGCAACAAAAAAAAAGAAAAAGAAAGAUGGUGGUGGUGACUAGGAUUUUGGAUAUGUCUUCCCAAUAUACACUACUGCCCACGAUCUUAUCCUCUCCCCUCUCUUCCUAGUAAUAUGGGAGCACCCACAGAAUUAAAUACUUAUUAUUAAUUAUAAUAAUCCUAAUAAAUAAAUAAUAAUAAGUUAAAUAACAGAAGAAAAUAGGAAACCCCUACCCAGCCAUACACUUCCCUCAAAGAAGAUGACGAUGACAAAUCACAAUAAGAUAAAUAUUUAUGAAUUUUCAUUAUUAAACAAAGAAAAUGAAAUAUUUGUCAAUUCCAUGACAUAUAUAAAUAAAAAGCAUUAUCCUUUGCUCCCAAACCCACCAAAUAUUUCUGUUUAUGUGUCCCCUUUCUUCCAUUCCAUUCUGUGUAUGCUCUCCAGGUGCAUUCUUCCAAGCCUCUCAUCACAAAUUCCUACAAAGAAAAUAAUAUCACAAGCAGAAAGAAAAGAAAAAAAUCCAAUCCAGUCUCUGUUUUCUCUCCCCAAUCUUCUGUAUUCUCCUUGAUUUCUUGUCAGAACAAAUUCCAAAAAAAACAUGGGGGAAGUUGCAGGAAAUCGCCAUGAUCAGGCUUUCUUGGGCGGGUUGAAUUUGAUGAAGGAGGGGAAGAAGAGAUGGGCAAUGGAGGAAGACAAAUUCUUCUUCGAAUCAAGAUCUGUUCUUGGCUGUAGUAAUAAUCAUAAGAACGAAGAACAGCCAACUUCAUCACAAUCAUCCAUUGGUUCCCCUUCUCUCGACACGACGUCGUCUUGCUUCUCCGAUGAAGAAGAAGACGACGAUGCGUCGUCUUCCUCUUGUUCUCCUAUGGGCUCGGCCUCGUCCUCCAAUUCCUCGUCUUCUUCCACAUUGGCUGCCAAGAACAUGAAUGACAGCAGCCCUCUUUACGAGUUGUCAGAGCUAAUGUCCCAGCUCCCAAUCAAAAAGGGCCUGUCGAGAUUCUACGACGGGAAAUCGCAGUCGUUUGCGUCGCUAGGGAGCGUGCAGAGCUUGGAAGAUCUGGUGAAGAAGGUGCCGUCGGGGAGGAUUCUGAAGAUGAAGUCGAAGUGCAAGAGCUUCUGUUGGGGCUUGGAGAGGCAGAAGAAGCACUGCUAUGGCCCGAAACCGGCCAUCUCCAAGAAGGGUGGAGGUUCAAGUUCCAGAGUUUCCUGUUUUUCUUCACUCGCGAAAACGCCUUCUUCUUCUUCUUCUUCUGCUACCGCUUCCUCUGUACAUCAAACGAGCUACUUGGUUUGAGAGAGUGUGAAAUCCAAAUCAAACCCAUGUUCAGGUUUAAAUUUUGGCGGAUUGGGUCUUCGUUGUAUUGCCCUAAAGGUAUCGGCUUUAUAGCAAAGCACCACCGGUGGUAGUAGUAGUAGUGUUAUGAUCAUGUUUAUAUGACUGAUCAGGUCUCUAAUUAGGAGGGUAAGAAAAACCCAGAAAGAGAAAAGUGAUUGAUUGUUUGAUAACUUACUUACUUACUUACUGACCUAACAGAGAGAGAGAUUUUAUGGUUUCAACGGAAGGGAAGUUUUCAUGUUGUUCAUUGAUUUAUGAAAAGGGUAUUCUUUUCUGUAUUUUUCCUUGUUAUCCUUGUUUCGGUUUCAAAACUGCAAAUCAGAUCUAUACUGAAAGAGACCAAAUCCAGAUGCCUUGCAUUGCAAGCUUUGUGUGGCGUGUAGACGGUCCUCUCCUUUUAGGAAGAGUUUCCUUUUUUUUGGUUCAUGAGGUGGGAGAGUUUAGGGGGAUUUGGUUUCUUGAUGGAGUCACAAAUUCUCUCAUUGACUUUGACUCCCAAUAUUAGGAAUUUUCAACGGACUCCUCCUAAUCUUGCUACUCUGCUAGUAUGGAAGAAAGAAGGCUGAAAAUGGAAACCAACUAGUGUACAUAAUCACUAUUUAAAGUUUAAAAGGUUAUACAUUUACGGUUUCAGAUUACCAAAACAACUCUAAACAGAAUCGUGAUUUAGAUCCCCUCGGAGUUUCUUCUUUGCAAUUUGCCCCGAACAAUUUGGAUUUUUGUGAGGAGUUUUUGUUCUUUCGUUUGUUGUCCAACCAUGAAUGAGGAAUUGGGCAAAUGGGAAUCCAUGGCCUGCCCCAAAACCAAAAGUGUUGCGGUGUCCUGACCCAAAUUUUGUCAAAAUAAGGGUACCAUAAAGAACAAAGAAGGAACCAUUGUCGGCAAGGGAGACAUUUCAACCGCCGAGAAAAUGAUGUGAUGAUUGGUUAUUUAUAGCAUAGUGGUGCUAGCAGUGCACAAUUGUUCUUAAUUUCAUCAUUGAUUUAGUCAUACCUGUUUGAGUUUUGACAAAUUCGUAACUUUUGGGGAUCUGAUGAUGAUAGUUGGAGUGCAAAGCGUAUGAACAAACUUUUCAAACCGAA